AUGGCCAUCGAUAUCAUCGCAAGUCCAAGUGCCCUCUCCAUCGGCAGCAAAUCUGCUGUGGGCUUCCCGCAGUCCGACAAGUUCGAGGAACUCGUCCUUGCCAUGAAGAGAGCCCUUGGUCCUUCGUCGGGACUGACCUCCGAUGAUGUCGACGUCGAUGCCUUGACCGAUCUGAUGAUCAACUAUGACAGUAAUCCAGCCGAAUGGUCCAAAUACGCCCACGGUGAUGCCAGUCGGGGGUACACCCGCAACCUUGUUGACGAGGGGAACGGCAAAAGCAACUUGCUUGUGCUUGUAUGGUCUCCUGGCAAAGGGAGUCCGAUCCAUGACCACGGCAAUGCUCAUUGCCUGAUGAAGGUCCUCCACGGUAGUCUGACUGAAACCCGCUACGCCUUUCCAGAAGACGAUAGUCCAGAGAGACCCAUGGAGGUCAUCUCUGAGAAGACAUAUAAAGAAAACGGUGUCACUUACAUGGCCGAUGAGCUUGGCUUGCACCGUGUAUCCAACAGAGGCAGCGACUUUGCCGUCUCAUUGCACUUGUACACCCCUCCCAAUGUAGCCAAGGAGGGCUGCCAUAUCUUCGAUGAGAAGACUGGCAGGAGUAGUCAUGUUCCUGGGUGCCAUUACUACUCGGUGUAUGGCCGUGUCCUCAAGCAGUAG
This is a messenger RNA of Pochonia chlamydosporia 170, 660 nucleotides long. RefSeq names its product cysteine dioxygenase. The record is from RefSeq and is a predicted model, not a curated record. The transcript has 3 exons. Gene Ontology annotation, biological process: L-cysteine catabolic process. Gene Ontology annotation, molecular function: cysteine dioxygenase activity; ferrous iron binding. The coding region runs from base 1 to 660 and encodes 219 amino acids. NCBI's taxonomy places the organism in Eukaryota, Fungi, Ascomycota, Sordariomycetes, Hypocreales, Clavicipitaceae.